Molecule: messenger RNA, 3234 nt
Organism: Rhipicephalus sanguineus (brown dog tick)
Lineage: Eukaryota; Metazoa; Arthropoda; Arachnida; Ixodida; Ixodidae
Product: ubiquitin-like modifier-activating enzyme 1
Exons: 25
Coding region: 1-3150 (1049 amino acids)
Biological process (GO): protein sumoylation
Cellular component (GO): cytoplasm; SUMO activating enzyme complex
Molecular function (GO): SUMO activating enzyme activity
Source: RefSeq, a predicted model, not a curated record
AUGGGCGCCCGGCAGGACGACACCACGGCAGUCUCGAAGGAUGAGGGCGACCCCUCUCCCCCGGCAAAGAGACGAAGAACCGACGAAGGCGAUGCGUCACAAGAGGCGGAAAAGGUGAUACAGUCUGACCCACCAGAACAGAAACCACCGGACAUUGACGAAAGCUUCUACUCUAGACAGCUCUACGUACUCGGACGCGACGCCAUGGUUCGCAUGGCCCAAUCGGACGUCCUCAUUUCGGGCAUGGGAGGCCUGGGCGUCGAGAUCGCCAAGAACGUCAUCCUGGCCGGCGUCAGGUCCGUCACCAUUCACGAUGAGCAAAUGUGCACCGGUGUGGACCUCUCGGCACAGUACUUCCUCGGUGAAGAAACUAUAGGCGAAAACCGGGCAAGGGCAUGCGAAGCUUCCCUGGGACAACUGAACCAGUACGUGCAGGUGAAAGCCCAUACGCAACCGCUGACGAAGGAUUUCCUAAAAAAAUUCACCGUAGUCGUGUUGACCGAGACCCCGCUGGAAGCGCAACUGUCCAUGGCCGCCUACACCCACGAGAACAACAUCCCGCUCAUCGUCGCCGACACGAAGGGCGUGGCUGGCCAAGUGUUCUGCGACUUCGGCGAAAAAUUCCGCGUCCUUGACCCCAACGGAGAGCCGCCUCGGUCAGUUAUGAUUAAGUCCAUCAGCCAGAAGCAAGGAGUAGUCGCAACCGUACACAAGGCGCGGCACGGUUUCGAAGACGGCGACUACGUCACAUUUUCCGAAGUCCGAGGCAUGACCGAAAUCAACGACUGCCCGCCCACGGAGGUCAAGGUGUUAUGUCCACACCGAUUCUCCGUGCAGCUUCCAGCGAAGUGCGCUGAUUGCGGUAUAGGUGGCAUUGCAACCGAGGCUAAAAUUCCGAAGGAUAUCAAGUUUAAACCCUUGAAGGAAUCCCUGCUGGAUCCAGAGUUCGUCACAUGUGGUUCGGCAAAUGCAAACCGCGACGCGCAGCUGCAUCUGGGAUUCCUGGCCCUGCACGCCUUUGAGGAGGCGCACCAGCGACUGCCGCGUCCCUGGCAGGUGGACGACGCUAUGGAGGUGGUAGAGCUUGCCAAGGAGAAGAACGCCCUGCAGGCCAAGCCGCUGAAGGAAUUAGACGAGAGGAUCCUCACUCUUCUCUCGUGUGUCUCGUCUGGCUCCCUGUGUCCCAUGCAGUCCGUCAUCGGCAGCAUCGCAGCACAGGAGGUCAUCAAGGCGUGCAGCGGCAAGUUCACUCCGAUCCACCAGUGGUUCUACUUCGAUGCUUUCGAGUGCCUCCCACAGGAGGGCGCAAUUCCAGAAACGAACGCCAAUACACUGGACUUUACGCGGUACGGCGCGCAGAGCUGCGUGUUUGGUGUGGAAGUGCAACGCCAACUGCUGUCACAGACCUACUUCGUAGUCGGAGCCGGAGCUAUCGGCUGUGAACUGCUCAAGAACUUCGCCAUGAUGGGCGUCGGGGCAUACCUCGGUUGCAUCUAUGUCACGGACUGGGACAAGGUCGAGAGGUCCAAUCUGAACAGACAGUUCCUCUUUCGAGCCGAGGACGUCGGUCGCCCGAAGACGGCCGCCGCCACAGAGGCUGCUGUGCGAAUGAAUCCGGAACUAUGCAUCGUGCCUCACGAGCUCAAGGUCGGACCAGAAACGGAGAGCAUGUACGAUGACAGGUUCUUCGAGUCCCUGAAUGGUGUGCUCAUCGCACUGGACAACGUCGAAGGGCGUCAGUACAUAAACCGUCGAUGCGUGCACUACUGCAAGCCGUUUCUGGAUUCGGGCACCAUGGGCACCAAGGGCAGCGUUCAGGUGGUCAUCCCGUUGAUGACAGAGUCCUACUCGUGCUCCCAGGACGCGCCCGAGACGCCAGUGCCCGUCUGUACCAUCAAGUACUUUCCCUACAGAACAGAGCACACUCUCGAGUGGGCCCGUGACGAGUUUGAAGGCCUCUUCAAGACGAGUGCGGGGAGCGCUGUCAAGUAUUUGGGAGACUCCCGUUUCCUGUUAGACGCGCUGAAGACUCGGUCGCUCACAGAGAAGGUUGCCUUGCUGCAAGAGCUGAUGACGAUUCUAGUGGACGAAAGGCCUAGGGUAUUCGAUGAUUGUGUUGAAUUCGCCAGGCUGCGCUUUCAGGAACAGUACAACACCAACAUCAGGCAGGUUCUACAGGUUCAUCCCGAGGGGCAGCUCACUAUCAAGGGCACGCCGUUCUGGUCGGGAAGCAGACGCUGCCCCCACCCGAUCGAGUUCGACCCCAACAACACGCUGCACAUGGACUACAUCGUGGCUGCGGCGAACCUGCGGGCGGCGAUGUUCGGCAUCGCGCAAAACACGGACCGCGCAGCGAUCACCCGGAUGCUCGAAGAUGUCGACGUUCCCGUCUUCGAGCCGCACGGAAACGAUAAGGUCGCCGUCAGCGAUGACCGCUCCACGUCACGUGAUGAGAAGGAGCUCGUGUGCGAUCUGCUGGAGGAGCUCCCAGCUCCAAAGGACCUUCGCGACUUGACGCUAGAGGCGCUCGAGCUCGACAUGGACAAUGAGUUCAACUUCCACGCGGACUUUAUCGUGGCGGCUUCGAACCUGCGUGCUGCGAACUACAACAUACAGCCGGCCGAUCGGCUCAUGAGCAAGCUCGUCGUGGGCAAGAUCAUUCCGGCCAUCGUCACCACCACGUCGCUCGUGGCCGGACUUGCCUGCCUCGAAAUAUACAAGCUGGUUCAGGAACACGACAGGCUGGAGCUUUACAAGAACAGCUUCGUCAACUUGGCGCUGCCUUUCUUUGGUUUCUCAGAACCCGUACCACCUGCUUGGAAAAAGCAGUUCCGCAACCAAGAGUUCUCUUUCUGGAACUGCAUCGAAAUUAAGGGGGAGUUGACUCUUGCGGAGCUUCUGGAAUAUUUCAGGAUGCAGCUAGAUGUCGAAGUCACGAGCGUGUUGGAAGGAACCCGAACUCUGUACGAUGCCAACGCGCCCCCUUCGAGGACCCUCAUGAAGCUCGCCGUGAGCAAGUUCCUGGAACGCGUGUUCAUGGCCAAAAUCGACAGACAAACACGAACCCUGGCGCUUCGAAUCACCGGCAAGGACACCAACAGCGGAGCGGAAGUGGAGCUGCCCGAAGUGCGAUACGUGCUGCGCAAGUGACCACGGCGCUGCAUACCUGCUUGCGCUGAAAUAUAUGUACGUGAGGCUGUUUUUAAUAGCGAAUAUUCGAAGCGUAUACCACGU